CUCCACCACUCAAGUCGCUGAGCAAAUGGCUUCGCGAAGAUUUAGUCACAUUACUACAGUAUUCCUCUUAACUAUCUAUCGUGCCAUAAGCCUUGUUUCUGUGGAUUUGCCGGACACCCUUCCACUUGGCCUCCUCGACCUUGAUAUCGUCGAUAAGAUCCAAUUAGAUCCCAACACCACCACACAAUUCUCCAUCGACUAUGGCCAGCUCAGUCAAGCCGCCCCGGCUGCCGUGUACUGUCCUUCGUCCCCCGAUGACAUCGCGGCCCUCGUCCGGUUCGCCUACACCUCCCCCCGGUACUUCACCAUCGCCGCCCGAGGCCGCGGCCACUCCGUACGAGGCCAGGCCUUCGCCCCCGGCGGCGUGGUGGUCGACAUGGCAUCCUUAGGCCGUGGCCGCGCCGACCGGAUCAAUGUGUCAUCGGAUGACGCGCCCCCGCGCUGGUACGUCGACGCCGGGGGCGAGCAACUCUGGAUCGACGUCCUGCAUGAAACCCUCAAGCACGGUCUUACUCCCCGCUCGUGGACUGAUUACCUUCACCUCACGGUCGGCGGCACGCUCUCGAACGCCGGCAUAAGUGGCCAGGCCUUCCGCCACGGCCCGCAGAUCUCCAACGUCUACGAAUUGGAUGUCAUCACCGGGAAAGGUGACAUGAUAACGUGCUCUCGUGAAGAGAACUCGGACCUAUUCUAUGGGGUCUUAGGAGGACUCGGCCAGUUCGGCAUCAUCACCAGAGCUCGGAUCUCCUUAGAGCCCGCACCACAGCGGGUCCGAUGGCUGCACCUCGUCUACACCAACUUCGACAUGUUCACGAGGGACCAAGAGAUGUUGAUCUCAAAGUUGGAGAAGGGAUUCGACUAUGUCGAGGGACGACUACUGAAGGGGAAGGAUGUUAGCAGUUCUUCUUUCAUCUCAGAAGAAGACUCGGAGAAGGUUAAAUUGCUCGCGGAUGAGUUCGGUGCCAUUUACCUCUUGGAAGGAGCUGUUUACUAUGAGCAAGCCACUGCAUCCAUGGUUUAUCAGGAGGUUGAAUCGCUGCUCAAACAGCUGAGCUUUGUGCCUGGCUUCGCCUUCACGAAGGACGUUUCCUACAUCGGCUUCCUCGACAGAGUUCACGAAGAGGACACAAAACAAAGCUCCACGGAGCAUGAGGACGUUCUCCAUCCAUGGUUCAACUUGUUCCUUCCCAAAUCCAGAAUACGAGACUUCGAAAGUGCGGUCUUCAAGGGAAUCCUUAAGAAUAACAAUCCCGUGGGACUAGUGUUGAUCUAUCCUUUUAACAAGAACAAGUGGGACGAUAAGAUAUCGGCGGCGAUCCCGGACGAAGAAGAGGUUUUCUACACGAUAGGCCUGUUGCCAUCUGCGACGAGGGAAAACUGGGAGUACCUUGACAAGCAACACCAUGAAAUACUAAGCUUCUGCCAUCAGGAAGGGAUCGAGUUCAAGCAGUAUUUGCCUCGGUACGUCACAGAGACGGAUUGGAGGAAGCACUUCGGCCGUAAGUGGCAUGUGUUCGUUCAAUUGAAGAGGCAAUAUGACCCAAAAGCACUGCUGUCGCCAGGUCAACGUAUAUUUACCACCCCGUUGUAGAUUGUGUCGUGCAGUAACUCACUGCUCGCAUGCAUGCAUGCGGUGGCAAGCUACGUAGCACAGGUUUCAUCAUGUAAACAGCUAUCUCGUAUGUAUGAUAAGAAAACUAGCUAUAUAUAAGAAGAAUCAUCGUGUCAGUGAACAAUGAAACACAGCUU
Messenger RNA from Musa acuminata subsp. malaccensis (wild Malaysian banana), 1749 nucleotides. RefSeq names its product cytokinin dehydrogenase 7-like. Gene Ontology annotation, biological process: cytokinin metabolic process. Gene Ontology annotation, molecular function: cytokinin dehydrogenase activity; FAD binding. The record is from RefSeq and is a predicted model, not a curated record. NCBI's taxonomy places the organism in Eukaryota, Viridiplantae, Streptophyta, Magnoliopsida, Zingiberales, Musaceae.